Messenger RNA from Anopheles coustani, 1593 nucleotides. It is a transcript of the gene Gr66a, whose product is annotated as gustatory receptor for bitter taste 66a. The record is from RefSeq and is a predicted model, not a curated record. Gene Ontology annotation, biological process: sensory perception of taste. The transcript has 3 exons. NCBI's taxonomy places the organism in Eukaryota, Metazoa, Arthropoda, Insecta, Diptera, Culicidae. The coding region runs from base 1 to 1593 and encodes 530 amino acids. Gene Ontology annotation, cellular component: dendrite; neuronal cell body; membrane.
AUGGCGGCUGCUCCGACGGUGCCCGGAUUGUUACACUCACUGCAGGCACUUUUCUACAUUUCGUCCAUCUUUGGCGUUGUUCCCUACUCACUGUGGGCGUUCCUGAAACGCCACGUGUUGCAGUUAUCAAUUGUUGGCAAUGUGUAUGUAGUGUGCAGCUUGGUGGUCUAUACCGGGCUGUAUCAUGUGGCCACCACAAACUACGUUGAUGGUGAUUGGGAAAAAACUUUGACCAACGCCAUUGGGAUAUUUAUCAUCUACAUGGAACCACUGAUGAUGUGCACGGACAUGUUGGCGGCAAUGAUAAACCAGAAACGAUUCAUCGAAUGCUUCGACCGACUGGGGCGUGUUGAUGGGAAGCUGGCCAGCGUGGGAAUUCUGCUGGACAAUCGGCGUGCAAAGCGAACGUCCAUUUUUCUGCUACUAGCAAUGCUGCUGUUCGAAUCGAUCAUUACGGUGUACAGUUUCAUUUCUUUCGAAACGGUCUACUCGCCGUGGUCAAUGAUUUGGUUCGUAACUACCAUACCGACCGCACUUAACUCGGUCAGCCGCAUCUGGUACGUGACGCUGGUGCUGGCCGUUCGCCAUCGGUUCAAUGCCAUGAACGCCCACAUGAACGCAAUCGCACAAGGGAUUCUACACUUCAAGGAGCAGUACGGUGGUGAACCGGAAUCGGUCGGUGCGGACAUUCCGCUCGACUACCUCGAGCGGGAAAUAUUCACCGUGUACACGCAGCGCAAGAAACAGCUGCUAGCUGGAACGCCACCGAAAAAGCGAACCCAGCAACCGACUCCGAAAAUAAUAACCGUCAAACCGUACGAAGGGAAACCGCUUACCCUCGCCGAACCGAUCAAGCCGGAUGGUGGCUUGCUGCACGGCAGCGCCGUUGUUUUAGCCCCCGGUGCGGCCAAACCAGGGGACACGUUUGGACCGGCACAGGAGUACCUUCCGACGGACCUACGGCAGCGGCCACGCAUCGGCCCACGGAUGGACAACAAACUGAUACUGAUCUGUCGGACGCACGAUGAGCUGUGCGAAAUCGGGAAAAUUAUCAACCGGAUGUACAGCGUGCAGAUGCUGAUUGCGAUGGCGCACGGCUUCGUGACUAUAACGGCUCAGUUCUACUUUCUCUACUGCGGUCUCACCGGCCAGGACGUGCCGGUACUGUUCCGGUUUGCUGAGGUGCUGCUACUUUCGGUCGCCUCCAUCCUCUACACGGCCCUGAAGUGCGUGGUGCCGAUAUUUGUCUGCUGGAAGACGAAAACCGAUUCCCAGCGCACCGGCAUCGAGAUGCACUAUCUGGCGAACGUGGUGGACGAGUGUCACUGUUACGAGGUGGUCAAUCACCUGUCGCUGAAGCUACUGAACCAUCAUCUCAACUUUAGUGCGUGUGGAUUUUUCGACCUGGACAUGACCACGUUGUAUGCGAUUACCGGUGCCAUUACGAGCUAUCUUAUCAUCUUGAUCCAAUUCAACCUGGCGGCCAUUCAAAAAUCCAGUACCAACUCAACAGCAAUAAGCAACGUCACGUCUACUGCUCUAUCGCUAGUGGAAGAAGUUAGCACGGCUAUAUCGACCUAUGUUGCUAAUUAA